AUGGAUAUGUCAAACUAUUCGGAAUACAAUAGUGAAAGUGAAUCUGGUUGGACAAACUACUUGAACCAUUCCUCUUUUUCUGAAGAACAUUUCAAUAGCAAAAGUGUGGAUUAUGAAGAUUAUGAUGGAAAAAGAGCAACAAUGGAAGAAAAGGAUGAAGAAGAAGAUUUAUCCAUGGUUUCUGACGCUUCUUCUGGACCUCCACACUAUCAUGUAGAGGAAGAUUAUCAACAAAGCUAUUGUGUAAAUUGGAAUGAUUCUUCAAGUUCUAAAGAAUCCAAAAAGAAGGUCAAUGAACAUGGUAGAAAAAGUCAACAAUCUUCACCUCUUGAUGAUACUGCUAGCUCCCAUGUUCUUAACUAUCCCAAGAAGAAAAUCAGUUUCUCUGGGAAUGGAGUAGUGGAGAAUAACACACUUGAUUAUUCCCCUUGUUUCUCUGCAACAAGAACAAAGUUUCUGCAGAGAAAGACUAAAUUCCAGAAGCAUUCUUUUGGUGGAAAACAAGCUUCAGAGGAACCAGGUGGUUUUAAUGAAGAAAGGAAAUGA
Messenger RNA from Vicia faba (fava bean), 546 nucleotides. The record is from the annotation of a GenBank genome assembly. NCBI's taxonomy places the organism in Eukaryota, Viridiplantae, Streptophyta, Magnoliopsida, Fabales, Fabaceae.